Messenger RNA from Polyodon spathula (Mississippi paddlefish), 1324 nucleotides. RefSeq names its product zinc phosphodiesterase ELAC protein 1-like. The record is from RefSeq and is a predicted model, not a curated record. Gene Ontology annotation, cellular component: nucleus. NCBI's taxonomy places the organism in Eukaryota, Metazoa, Chordata, Actinopteri, Acipenseriformes, Polyodontidae. Gene Ontology annotation, molecular function: 3'-tRNA processing endoribonuclease activity. The transcript is spliced from 3 exons. The coding region runs from base 162 to 1268 and encodes 368 amino acids.
CAGAAGAUAAAUGUGCAUGAAGUCUGGUCUCACUCUGAUGCAGCGAAUGAAAAAGUUGAGUUCAGGCUAAGGUGUACACAGUGGAUGAGAAUUACACCGUGGUAACCCUCUGUCGUGCAAAAUCAAACUGCUUCUAAUUCCUGGUGUUAUCAUUUAAUAAAAUGGCUAUGGAUUUGACUUUCCUGGGGACCGGCUCUGCCAACCCAUCUCCGCAUCGCGGUGCCUCAGCGCUGGUUCUUCGGAUCGAGGGGGACUGCUGGCUAUUUGACUGCGGGGAAGGGACACAGACCCAACUAAUGAAGAGCCAGUUGAAAGCUAGUAGGAUCACAAAAGUUUUUAUCACCCAUCUUCAUGGGGACCACGUGUUUGGACUCCCAGGUCUCCUCUGCACUUUGAGCCUCCACUGCACUUCCACCGCUGGCAAAGAUCACCAGCCUGUGGAGAUCUAUGGACCGAUUGGGCUGAGAAAGUUUCUCAGAGUCACGCUGGGGCUUUCCAGUUCACAGCUGCUGUUUCCUUAUGUAGUCCAUGAGCUUGUUCCUACUGCAGACCAGAGUCCAUCAGAGGGACUUCUGGACCCAAAAACGACUAACUGCGAUGAAGGACUUCAUCCACAAGAAGGCCAAGGAAGGACUAUCCAUCUGGAGCCAGCAGAUAACUCCUACACUCUUAUUGAAAACGAGCAAGUCGUUGUUAAAGCAUUUCGGCUUUAUCAUCGGAUACCAUCCUUUGGGUUUGUAGUGGAGGAAGGGGAGCGUCCAGGAAGACUAAAUGUACAGAAGCUGAAGGAACUGGGAAUAAAGGCAGGACCAGUUUAUGGCAGACUAAAAACUGGACAAUCUGUAGUCCUAGAAAAUGGAGUCACAGUUUUCCCAUCGGAUGUUUUGGAGGAACCUAUCCCAGGAAGAAAGAUUUGUAUCUUGGGUGACUGCUGCAGCGUUGUGGGCGAUGCUGGUCAGCAGCUGUGCCAUGGAGCAGAUGUCCUUAUCCAUGAAGCCACGUUGGAUGACACCCAGAAAGACAAGGCCAUGGAGCAUGGGCACAGCACUCCCAGCAUGGCAGCAGAGUUUGCUAAAGUGUGCCAAGCAAAGCAACUGGCUCUCUGUCAUUUUAGCCAGAGAUACAAGCCCCCAGCUCUCCUAAAAGAGGGGGAUGAGGAUGAUGUCAUGGAACUGAAACGGCAAGCUGCAGCACAUUUAAAUGGCCAGGAGGUUAUAUUGGCUGAAGAUUUUUUAACAAUUGUAAUUCCAAUUAAAAAAGGAGUCUAAUUUUUUGUAUUGUCUUUUUUGUAUCAGAAUAAAAAUUUUAAUGUGUUUAACAUGUU